Molecule: messenger RNA, 1002 nt
Organism: Cicer arietinum (chickpea)
Lineage: Eukaryota; Viridiplantae; Streptophyta; Magnoliopsida; Fabales; Fabaceae
Product: DNA-directed RNA polymerase II subunit 4
Biological process (GO): DNA-templated transcription initiation
Cellular component (GO): RNA polymerase complex
Molecular function (GO): nucleotide binding
Source: RefSeq, a predicted model, not a curated record
AUUUUUUUAAAAUAAUUCCAAAAUUGAGAAUCCCUAAUUAAAAUAUUUCUCCCCUUCUAUCAUCGUCGUAUCUCUUCCAAACGAGGCUUCUGUUCCUCCUCCUCCAACGCCGAGUUUAACAGUUCACGAAAUCCAAACUAGGGUUCUGUUCCCCGUGCUCAACGAAACAAAAUCGGAGACGGUAAUCGCCUGAAACCAGCAUAGUAACUGAAUCGUAAUCUUCUAAAAAAUGUCUGGGGAAGAGGAAGAAAACGCCGCAGAGCUCAAAAUCGGAGACGAGUUUUUGAAAGCAAAGUGCUUGAUGAACUGUGAAGUUUCGUUAAUUCUGGACCACAAAUAUGAGCAGCUUCAGCAGUCGUCUGAUGAUCCCAUGAAUCAAGUUUCUCAGGUAUUUGAAAAGUCAUUGCAGUAUGUGAAGCGUUUCAGUCGCUAUAAAAAUCCUGAUGCUGUUAGACAAGUUCGAGAAAUCCUUGCUAGAUAUCAGUUGGCUGAGUUUGAGCUGUGCGUCCUAGGCAAUCUCUGCCCAGAAACUGUGGAGGAAGCUAUUGCUAUGGUUCCAUCUAUCAAGACAAGAGGACGAGCUCAGGAUGAUGAAGCAAUUGAGAAGAUGUUAAAUGACUUAUCAUUGAUUAAGAAAUUUGAAUAAUAGUUCUGUCUCUCGUAAAUCACGGGUUUUUCUGCGAUGUAAUGUAAGUGGUACUAUAUAACAUAUCACUUGACUGUAAACACGCAUGUGUUUGGUUAUUACAAAACUCUUCAUGGUAAUAUAGAUACUUUACCAUGACUUUUAUCGACUAGGAUUUGAUAGAGAUCUGUGAUAGUGCAUGAGACUGUCUGCGACAUGUUACAAAGAUGAAAAAAACAUGAUUAUUGUCUUGCUGUGUAUCCUCCUAUAUAUAAGGGAUUAUUUUGUUAUACUUUUCCUAGUGACAGGGUUAGAGAAUGUUUUGUACAAACACUGGUUCCAUGUACAAAUAAAAGUCCACCUUCCGUUUUAUCAAA